Molecule: messenger RNA, 1676 nt
Organism: Eufriesea mexicana
Lineage: Eukaryota; Metazoa; Arthropoda; Insecta; Hymenoptera; Apidae
Gene: Rpn3
Product: regulatory particle non-ATPase 3
Exons: 3
Coding region: 96-1583 (495 amino acids)
Biological process (GO): ubiquitin-dependent protein catabolic process; regulation of protein catabolic process
Cellular component (GO): proteasome complex; proteasome regulatory particle, lid subcomplex
Molecular function (GO): protein binding; enzyme regulator activity
Source: RefSeq, a predicted model, not a curated record
GUGAAUUGGUGCGAUGAAAACGUAGAAUUGUACUUGCUCCGAGAAUUUUCAUUUUUUGUAUAAAAGUUUAAAAAAAGAUCUUUAAAGGAGCCAAAAUGGGUGUUCCCUCAGCUAAAAAUUCUGAAGCUAUGGAUGUUGAAAUAAUUUUUGAAGGUCAAAAUGGUGAUGGGGAUGUAUAUGAUAAAAAAGAUGCUGAUUUACAAACAAUAUAUGACAUCCGUGAGCAUACUCGUCAAAUAGAAAAGGCUGUACAGAGCAAAGAACCUCGCUUUAUUUUGAGAGCUUUGCGUACAUUACCUAAUACACGUCGUAGAUUAAACUCAAAUGUUUUACGUGGAGUAAUUCUAAGUUUUUAUUCAAAGCCAUGUGUAGAACGUGAUGCAUUACUAUCAUGGUUAGAAGAACCUACUGAAUCUGAAGAAACACAAAAACUUCGUAUUUCUACCAUGAGCCCAUUACCUGAAAUUGAUGCUUACAUUCAUUUACUAGUUCUUGUGCGCUUAAUUGAUGCUGGAAAACAUGAAGAAGCUGUUCAAUGUUCCGAAGCAUUAUUGCAAAAAAUUAUUGCUCAAAAUAGACGUACAAUUGAUUUGAUUGCUGCUAAAUGUUAUUUCUAUUAUUCAAGAGCAUAUGAAUUAGUUGGAAGACUAGAUAAAAUUCGUGGAUUAUUACAUCUCAGAUUACGAACAGCAACUCUUAGAAAUGACUUUGAGGGUCAAGCAGUAUUAAUUAAUUGUUUAUUGCGAAAUUAUUUGCAUUAUAAUUUGUAUGAUCAAGCAGAUAAGCUUGUAUUAAAAUCAACUUUUCCAGAAUCUGCCAGCACUAAUGAAUGGGCUAGGUUUUUAUAUUAUUUGGGACGUAUUAAAGCUGCUAGAUUAGAAUAUUCUGCUGCACACAAGUAUUUGGUACAGGCUCUCAGAAAGGCUCCACAAAGCACUGCAGUAGGUUUUCGUCAGACAGUUCAAAAAUUAGCAGUAACGGUGGAGCUUCUACUUGGAGAUAUUCCGGAACGUCAAACUUUCAGACAAGCUGCAAUGCGUCGUGCAUUAGGUCCAUACUUUCAGCUGACUCAAGCUGUUCGAUUAGGAAAUCUUCAACGUUUUGGAGAAGUUCUAGAAAACUUUGGUCCACAGUUUAGAGCAGAUCACACAUUCACUUUAAUCCUCAGAUUGAGACAUAAUGUUAUUAAAACUGCAAUUAGAUCAAUUGGAUUAUCUUACUCAAGAAUUUCACCUGCAGACAUUGCAAAGAAACUUGGUUUGGAUUCUAGCGUUGAUGCAGAAUUUAUAGUUGCUAAAGCUAUAAGAGACGGUGUAAUUGAAGCUACCUUAGAACCUGAAAAUGGAUACAUGCGUAGCAAAGAAACUACAGAUAUUUAUUGUACUAAAGAACCAUUACUUGCGUUUCAUCAAAGAAUUACAUUUUGUUUAGAUUUGCACAAUCAAAGUGUUAAAGCCAUGAGAUAUCCUCCAAAAUCAUAUGGUAAAGAUCUUGAAUCGGCUGAAGAACGUCGAGAACGAGAACAACAAGAUUUAGAGCUUGCUAAGGAAAUGGCGGAAGAAGAUGAUGACGGAUUUCCUUAGAUUGUUCAUUUAUUCAAUAACAAUUAAUAAAGUGAUUUAUCAUGAAAAACUUUUCAUGUUUAAUAUCAGAUAAUAAGAAUUUUGUUUCAAUAC